GAUAGUGGAGCUGUCAGCGCGGACAUUUACGGUGUAAAAGCCGUUUAAAGCGGUUCAUAUUCACAAAGCAAGCAUACGGUCCAUACAAGGUAGAUUUUCUGUUCAGGAAUCAUUGCUUUUAUAGACACCGAAGCCAUUAAAGGCUAGUAAGAGUCGCAUGGGCUGGAACGAACGCCGCACGCAGCAUUUCCGGCUCAGCUGUUCUUAUUUCCGGUAGAUGCUUUACUUUCGUGACCUAGCAACCAGACUCCGCCUGGACGAGGAGCCUUUGGGCAGACGGUCAGCGUGACCAUCACGGAUGCAUUAUUGAUGUCAGGGAGACCAAACCCGCCGCUCCGGCAGAUGUCACGUCAGAGGGAGAGGAGGAACGAAGGAUCGAAGAUGGUGCCAACAAGGUGGCCGCAACUACAUGAACAGUGAGACCUAAACAACACACCGUGGCGACGUCCAUGGACGGACAUGCAGAAGAGUCGGACGAGGAUCAUCGCGGGGAGUGCAAGACCGUGGUGUUGUGGCAGAAGCACUUUCAGCAGAGGAUCGUCUUUGACCUGAGCGAUGACGAAAGUCUCCAUCUCAGUGACCUCGACCGUGCUGUAGAUUUGCGCAUCUCUCAGUCGGAGUCGGAGCCCAGCAUCAACCUUGACAUGAGUGCUGAGCUGUCAGAUUUGGAGGACACGUCCUCAGACUCCAGUGUGGACCAGAGCCAGAGCGACGUGGUGGGGCAGAGCCGCGGCACUGGUAGCUUCCUACCUGUGUCAGCCCAGAGAGCCGACACCAUUCAGGUGCCUGUGACCGAGCAACGCGAGGACCCGGGACAAAAUACGAGUGAUGAGGAGCAAGAGGAGCUACCGUAUGAUGGUCAUCUGAGCAGCUUCUAUUUCCAUCAGACAAGUAGUCCAGAAGGCAACAGCAGCUCCGAUGGGACUGUCCAAGCCAGUCCAGAUGGAGUGGAUUUCGCUACAAUAGAGAAAGACAGUGAAGUCAAACCAGGAGUCUCACCCAUGUUAUCACAAAAAGAUGAAGGUGAACAGCUGCUGGACAUUAACCAGGUGUUGCUAAGACAUUUUUCCCACGAGCAGCUGCAACUAGCUGGCAGGCUGAUCGAAGCAGAGACUCUUCCAGAAGUCUCCCUGCUUGACAGUGCUACUGAUGUACUCACCAGCAGGGCUGUGACCCUCAACAGCAAGCAGGCUGAGAGGACACCGAUGAGCGGUCAAGACUUGAACCAGCACAGGGAAGCGACAGACGAUGACCGUUCACUGACUGCAAUGGAGGAGAAGCACUUCACAGCAAGGGAGCAGGAGGAAGCGUUGGAUGCCACCAAACCGGAUGCAUCGGAUGAGGGGCCUCCAAAAGUAUCCCUCACACGUACCAGAUCGUUCAGCGACAUCAAGUAUGGCCAAGGUCAAGUCCACUACCCGCGUCCGGACUUUUCCAAAGUUGCUCCCAAGGUCAAAAUUCCUAAAGCUGCCAGUGGUCCAGCCAAGCCUGGUCCGCCAGCCUCCAGCACCAUGCACAGAGCCCAGUCGUCCCCGGGGAUGCUGGACUUGAUCAGCCGGGUGCUGGAAGAUUCGGUCCAGCCGUCAGAGAAGCCACACAUCUUCAGGGAUCCGGAGAAGCCGACGGUUCCGGCACAUCGUCUGCAGGCAGAUUACGAUGAUCUACUGACCAAAUAUGCAGAGGCGGUUUCAGAUGAGCUGAGGACACAACAAGCACAUACAACCUCAAACACUGACCUGGUUGUAGGUCAAGGUCAAGGUCGCUCGGUGGGACGACGCCAUCUUGGGACCUUUCCUCCUCAAAUUUCUGGAGGCCUGAUGAACCUCCCUGCUGAAGGUCAGCCUGAAGGUCAGGGAGCAUCAGCUGGAGAAGAAAUGACAGCAGAGCUGAUGGUCAUCAUCGGCCACUUCAUGCUAACAGUUGAAGAGUUUAAACAGAGCGUAAGCAUCAAGGCGUUCAGCUUGGAAGAACAGCAAAUGAUGCUGAGAAACAUGAAGGAGGCUCAGGACCAGCUGGAGAGGAAAUAUAUGAGUAAAAAAGAGGAGCACAGGGCUCUGGAGAUGCAGAAUUACAUGGGACUCAAUAGAAACACCGGCAUCUUUGACCCUGAAAGGUUGUUGGAGGGAGACAUAUUCCGAGCAGGAAUGCUGCUGGAUGACAUUAAGGAGAUGGUCGACAAACAUCUGUGUGAGCAGGACUGUGGCCAGUGUUUGGAGCCCAGGCUUGGAAACACAGCGGCACACACCCAGCAUGAGAUCGUGCCUCAGUUUCAGGCGCUCACGGAAGCUGCCACCACUCACACCUGUGCGAAGGAGAAAGAGGGCGAUAAGGCUUCAACGGAGGCAAGAAGUGGACGGAGAAGUGCUGGGAUUAAACUUGUGAAUGAGCUCACAAUCAAACCAGAGGACAUGAAUAAUAGCGUAGACACUUUAAGGUCUCGCACUCGGGUCUCUGUGUUCGGGCCACAGACCUCAGCUGGGGAGGAUGAAGAGGGGAACGACGAGGAAGAUAGGAGCUCCAUCUAUUCUGAGGGGAUUGUUAGCAGUGAUAUAAUAGCAUAUCUGACUGGGGCCAAGUUGUCAAGAGAGCAAACAGCAGCCCAAAGCGAACAGGGACGUGACCUGAGCUCUGGUGAAAAGAGUGAGUCGCAUCACUCUCAAAAUCAUUCCACCUGCAAACACCCAGCUCCACCUCUCACACCCUCCACAUCACAGGUUAUUGUGAGCUACGAGACUGACAGCGGGUUUGGAAGUUCAUACUUGACUCAGUCUGGGACCUUUCAGUCAAGUCCCAUCAGUGAAAGCAGGGGGCAGAGCGACAGUCUGAGCGGCUCGGACAGUGAGUCCUGUUCAAACCUUUGGACCACCAUCCACCCGGCCUGUCAGUCCGGUCCACUUCAAUCCCAGACUCCUGCUGCAGUGGAGCUGUGGGUUCAAUCCACCAAGACAGAAGCUUCAGUCCGGCAGCGGGGACCUGACAUCAGCCAACACUUGUGUGAAGCUAAUAUGGAGGCAGCACAGAGAGAGAGACAGUUGUGCUCCUGCAACAGUGAGGCUAUAGUGGCUCUGCAGCUGGAGGUUUCCAGGCUGAAGCAGGAGCUGAAGGAAGGCCUGGUCCAGCUGCCUCAACUGGCCCAAAAGAUGGAUUACCUCACGUCUAAAUACAGGCAGGAGCGCAGGUCCCGAACCAGGACCAGGAACCACCAGAGACCAUCCAGCUUGGGGAAGCACAGGAGCAGAGUGAACGUGAGGGUAGACGACUGGAUCUCGACAGAUAUGGACCCCAGCAGGAGCAAAGAUAUCGACGACGACACAGGCGGAUCAGAGUCAGAGCUGCAGUUUGAUGCUUCACCAGCAAGGGGCGAUAGAGGCAGCAUCAUCUCAGAAUUCCAGCAUGUACUUCAGAGGACUCUGCAGAGUAGCAAAGAUGGGAUCCAGACGGAAAACGCUUCUGCAGUGACACGGUUACGGUUGAAAGGAGAGAGAAGCAGUAGAGUCAGGCUGAGGACCCAGAACAGAGACACAAAGGACUUCAAUCUUGAUGAUCCAUGGUCCCUAGUAUCUUCUCCCUCACCACAGAGGCCCCUACUCCAGGUUAACUACGGCUCCUCCAGUAGUCUCCCAGCAAGCUAUAAAUAUAGUGAGCCGCCCGUACAGUCCGUGCGGCACCACAUGAAACGCUCCACCCAGUCGGACUCUGCACUGCUGCCCAGCGAUGUCUACUUCCUGCGGACGCCAUCACCUGCUGCAAAGACUGGCCGGAGGCGGGACAGCAAGGAGGAGGCCAUGAACCGAACUCUAGACCAGGCGAUUGAGGUGGCUCGCAGCAUGAAGAGGACGACCGACCGAAUGGCGCGGACACUCUCAGCGGAUCUGGCUAAAGCCGAGCACCGCAGGAAGAUAUACAACGAUCAGCCAUCAGGAGGUGCCCGACACCAGUUCUCAUAAAAGCCGGAUCACCAGCCUGACCAAUCUUUAUGACGUAUAUGUAUAUAAU
Molecule: messenger RNA, 3996 nt
Organism: Synchiropus splendidus (mandarinfish)
Lineage: Eukaryota; Metazoa; Chordata; Actinopteri; Syngnathiformes; Callionymidae
Exons: 22
Coding region: 450-3947 (1165 amino acids)
Source: RefSeq, a predicted model, not a curated record